AUGCCUUUUGCAACAGAAUCAUUUCCAGACUUUACCAACACCAUCCUCGACCACGGUCGUUUUCGUCUCCUCAACUGCCUCGGUGCCGGCAACUUUGGAAAGGUCUAUCGAGCCCUGGGCACAACAUCGCCUAAUAGCAAACCCGCCUUCUAUGCUGUCAAAUGCCUUCGCACCUUGGACGACCGCACUCGCGAGCACCGGUUCCAGAUCCGUGAAUUCGUCAACCAUAGCCGCGUCUCUAAACAUCCCAACAUUGUUACAUUCCAUCAAGUCAUCUUCCAGGACAACUUUCACUAUGUCGUGCUGGAUCUCUGUGAAGGCGGCGAUCUCUUUGACAGGAUUAUCCGGAAAUCCUUCUACCGGCGAGACGACAGGGUGCGAAAUAUCUUUCUCCAGCUCAUCGACGCCAUCACGUUCUGUCACGAACAGAGCGUGUACCAUCGUGAUAUCAAGCCGGAAAAUAUUCUUUGUUCAACGCAUUGUUCACGGAUUUACCUCACCGACUUUGGUCUGUCGACGCAGAACGAGACCUCGACUUUCCAUGCAUGCGGAAGCAAGGAGUACAUGAGUCCUGAAUGUAUAGGGAAAGAGUUUGGUUAUACGCCCAACAGACGAUACUCUACUCGGAGAAAUGAUAUCUGGUCUCUCGGUGUCGUACUCACAAUGAUGGUCACUGGGUGCCUUCCUUGGAAGAUGGCG
Messenger RNA from Guyanagaster necrorhizus, 699 nucleotides. RefSeq names its product kinase-like protein. The record is from RefSeq and is a predicted model, not a curated record. Gene Ontology annotation, biological process: protein phosphorylation; intracellular signal transduction. The transcript is spliced from 2 exons. Gene Ontology annotation, cellular component: cytoplasm. Lineage: Eukaryota; Fungi; Basidiomycota; Agaricomycetes; Agaricales; Physalacriaceae. Gene Ontology annotation, molecular function: ATP binding; protein serine/threonine kinase activity. The annotation marks the transcript as partial.